CCUUGAUCAUGGAGAAACAAGUUUCCAAGGGCACAGUUAAAAUCAAUAAAUGUGACUCAGCAACAGGGACGGCCCGAGAACACCCAGCAGAGUCAAAGGUUAGUGAACUUACCCAAAUGCUUAGAAAAAAGUGUGAGUGAUCUGCCAAGCCGUGCACUACCAUCUCACUCUCCUGGAAGUCCUCUGAGCCCCUGCUGUCAUGAACCUAAAGCUCCUCUUCUUUUGCCUCUUCUUGGCGGUGCUCCUCAUACCUGCUGAACUUAAACGCAAAAAGAAAAAACAUGAACAUCAUGCUGAUGAGCUUCGAGGACAUGGGCAUGAUAAACGCGGGAAAAAAAGAGGAAGGUUUGAGGACAUAGUUAACGACUUAUUCUUCAAGAUCCAGGAUGGAGCUGAGGAUGGUGAUGAUGAUGAUGAUGAUGACGAUGAGCCAAAUUCAGACUGGCUUUAUGAACUUCAAGAGCCAGAAGGCCAUUGCAGCCCUAACCCUUGUCUUCACAAUGGAGUGUGUGAGGAAAAAGAGGGGAAGAGAAGGAACUUUAAAUGUGAUUGUCCCAAACCUUUCAAGGGAAAGAAAUGCCAGAAAGGUCCAAAGGCUUGUAGAAAAGGAAAAUGCGGGCGUGGUGAAUGUGUCCUAACUUCAACUCCCCCAUUCUAUGAGUGCAAAUGCAAGAUGCCCUUCCAGCCUCCAGACUGCAGAACCUAUUCAAUGUGUGAGCCUAAUCCAUGUCAGAAUGGUGGACAAUGCGUCAAGGAAGACACCAACUUUGACUGCCAGUGCCCGGCAGGGUUCAGAGGACGUUUCUGCCAUGUUGGCUCAGAUGACUGCUAUGUGGAUGACGGAGAGACAUACCGUGGCAAUGUGAGUGAGACAGAUGACGGCCACGAAUGCCUGUAUUGGAACUCUCACUUCAUCCUGGAAAAAGGAGCAGAUCCCUUUUACUCCUUUGAGGACGCAGAUGGACUAGGCCCUCACAACUUCUGCAGAAACCCAGACGGAGACUCGAUGCCCUGGUGCUUCUACAGAAAAGGCCACAAGUUGUUGUGGGACACCUGUGAUGUCACAGAGUGUUCCGUACCAACAGGUGAGACACCAACUGACAUUGUCCCUACAGAAUUCGUCCCUACAGACAUCAGCCCUGCAGGCACCGCCCCCGAGCCUGCAACAGCUUCAAUCAUACCGGUCACCCCUGAGGACCCCAGCCAGGCUCCACCGAUUCCUCCUCUUCCAACUAAGGAUACUUCCUUCCCUAACGCCACCCUUGAACCACAACAGUUCGCCACGUGCGGGAAGGCUCAACAGAAAAAGAAAAUUACCCGAAUUUUUGGGGGUUUGAAAGUUCAUCCCGGGGGUGUACCCUGGCAGGUGUCCCUGCAAGUGAGAACGAAGAACACCAACCAGCUGUUUACACACAUUUGUGGAGGAGUUCUUAUCAAGAGUUGCUGGGUGCUGACUGCUGGACACUGCAUUCAAUCAAUGAAGGACAUGCAAGUGGUCUUAGGAAGCCUGUCACUGAAUAAUGAUGAACCCACAGAGCAAGUCAUAAAAGUUCAAAAGGCUAUCAGGCAUGAGAACUACAGAGAGACUCCUCAAGCUGUUUACAAUGACAUAGCCUUGUUGAGGUUGGAAGGCACUGAUGGCGCUUGUGCCAAUGAGACCCAGUUUGUGAAGGCCGCCUGUCUGCCUGAUGCCCAGCUGCCUGAUGGGAUGGAGUGUAAAAUCUCUGGAUGGGGUGCCACAGAGGAGUCAGCUCAACAAGGUUCCAACCACCUGCUGAAUGCCAAUGUGAUGUUAAUUAACCAAGAGAAGUGUGCUGAACCCGAUAUUUAUGGCGUUGUCCUGGAUAACACAAUGUUCUGCGCUGGCCACCUGAUGGGAGAGGUAGAUUCGUGUCAGGGUGACUCUGGAGGACCAUUAACAUGUAAGCAGAACAGCUCCAGCGUUGUUUAUGGUCUGGUGAGCUGGGGAGACCAAUGUGGAAGGAAGUACAAGCCCGGGGUCUACACAAGAGUCACUCACUUCCUGGACUGGAUCAAGUUAAAGACUCAAGCAGCAUCUCCAUAAGCAAACUAUAUUACUCAGCAUCUUGCCAGUAUAGUGAAAUGUCUAGGUUGUGUAUUGAGCAAGUCUUACUCAUCAUGAUUUAACGUGUUGGUUUUUCGCUGUUGUAUCUGGUAUUAAAAAAUAUUUUAAAUGGCUUCUUAAUACAACCCUCCUAAGAAUGCAGAACAUGUGCAUAGUCAUUUCUGUAUUAUGUGUUAUGACAGAAACAGAACAAUCUUCUAUAAAAUAAAUGUCAUAUUUCUUUGUU
Eleginops maclovinus (Patagonian blennie) is the source of this 2312-nucleotide messenger RNA. RefSeq names its product hyaluronan-binding protein 2-like. The coding region runs from base 200 to 2065 and encodes 621 amino acids. Gene Ontology annotation, biological process: proteolysis. Gene Ontology annotation, molecular function: serine-type endopeptidase activity. NCBI's taxonomy places the organism in Eukaryota, Metazoa, Chordata, Actinopteri, Perciformes, Eleginopidae. The record is from RefSeq and is a predicted model, not a curated record. The transcript is spliced from 13 exons.